Messenger RNA from Macrosiphum euphorbiae (potato aphid), 285 nucleotides. The record is from the annotation of a GenBank genome assembly. NCBI's taxonomy places the organism in Eukaryota, Metazoa, Arthropoda, Insecta, Hemiptera, Aphididae.
AUGUCAAAUGAAAGUUCUAAUAAACAACUUCGCAAAUAUCAAUCCAGUAUUCAUCGUAUGCCACAAGAUCCUAAAACCUCACAUCCAUCCAAUUCAAAUUCAAACCCUGGUCUUAAUUCUAUGCCCAAAUCUUACGCUAAUGCCUUAUCUGGUUCCGAAAACAACUAUAACAAUGUUUCCGUUAUCGAAACGUUGUUAUCAAAAUUCUUUCUAAAUUUCACUGCAAUCAUUAAUCCACUUAUGUCCCUUCUUUCCACUGUCCUAAACAAAAUUAAUUUACCUUAG